GUUACUUCUGAACCUAAACGAUAUAUCCAAUUUAUGAAUUCUAUUAUAUAUCAAUACUAUAAAAAAUUCCUUGGAGCGUACGAUAUACUUCGAUGACUGAUAAGUACAAUGCCUACGCAGAAUACAACAACACUUAGAGGGACACCAAACGCUGACCAACAUCAUAACUCACUCGACAGUGGUGCCGUUACAGCCAUCGUGAUAACAGCCUUGAUCGUUUUAGCCGCUGUUGUCGUGGCCUACUGGUACAUCGUACGUCRAAAGCAACCACGACAGGUGACACUAACAAUGAGACGAGCCCAACGRAUAAAGCGCUUAGAUGCUUUGCACAUAGAUGUAGAGUACUCCAAUACCAUCCUUGAUUCUCCCACAACUGAUCGCUUGAGUGAAGGCUACUCUAACCUAUGUUCGGACAUUUCAUUGGAUCAAGAAUUGCAGACUAAAACAGUGAGCAGUACUGAUCAUCAUCUUAGCCCAUCGGAAAAGCCUCAGGAUAACGACAUCACAGAUUUGGAUAAAAUCACAGACAGCGAUGCAAUUAUUUCUGAUAAUUUAAACGAGGUUKAUGGAAGUUUAACAAAUGCAAAAUGUUCUAGUGAAGAACAGAGUGACGAAGAAAUAAAGCCAGUACCACCUGAACGGUUCGAUUKUGAUAGCCAAAGCACCAACAGCUCCGAAAUCAAAUUCACUCUAGCAGUACUGAGAAAUGAAGAAAUGACUGAAGAGCAUUUACAUGAUGAAAAUCCUGGAAUCGAUUUUUCUGUUCGUGAAAGGAAUAGUGAUAAAGAAGAAGGUACUGAACUGGCCGACAACGAUCGUGAAUCGUUAAUUGCAAAACAAAAUGUUACGUCUUUUGAGAACCAAGGCUUGGAGGUCACUGAUUAAUUUUAAUCUGAGAUAGGAGGAGGGGCGAGUUAGAGCUACAAAAUAGAAAGGUUGGACCUAAAGGCGGCUGGUUUUCAUUAGCGACGGAAAUCGGAUUCGGGAUCGGAGUCAACUUUGGAAGAAGUGAAAACCCAAARAAGGAAUCCGAAUCGGAGUCGG
Messenger RNA from Actinia tenebrosa (Australian red waratah sea anemone), 1044 nucleotides. RefSeq lists its product as uncharacterized. NCBI's taxonomy places the organism in Eukaryota, Metazoa, Cnidaria, Anthozoa, Actiniaria, Actiniidae. The record is from RefSeq and is a predicted model, not a curated record.